Messenger RNA from Rana temporaria (common frog), 1535 nucleotides. It is a transcript of the gene MDFI, whose product is annotated as MyoD family inhibitor. The transcript has 6 exons. The coding region runs from base 411 to 1025 and encodes 204 amino acids. NCBI's taxonomy places the organism in Eukaryota, Metazoa, Chordata, Amphibia, Anura, Ranidae. The record is from RefSeq and is a predicted model, not a curated record.
AACUUGUAAAUACAAGCAUUUAUUUAUGGAUCUCUCUCCUAGAACCUGCUUAUUACAGCCGCAUAAACUCCCACAUUGUCCCCAGAGAGGAAACUCAGACAUACUCCAGAGAGACUUCCAAACCAAGGAGUGAGAGAAGAGCAAGCAGUGAAAGCUAGGCAAACGCACAGAGAGCCAUAGAAAAAGUGAAGGACGGAAAAGGGAUCCAGGAGGCUUGAAGAAGAUUGGCUAUAUCCCUGCUAGUCCAACCCACAAAGAGAAAUGGGAUGACAAUAUCUCCUGAAGUCGCAUGCAUCCGAAAGUAACAAAUGGAGCCAAAUUAUUUUCGGAUUCAUUAAUUUUGAAAACAGAAAUCCAGGAAGGAUUAUAACACAGUGCACCAACUGUUGAAGUAAGCACAGAUUUCACUGAUGUCCCUGGAGACAUAUUUUCCUCCUGAACAUACCUGCACAGCAAGAAUGGAGUCAGAAUCCAGCUGUGUGGAAGAGGAGGCAGUAAUAAAGCAGGAUAAAAUAAAGGCAUCAAUAAAUGGCAUACCACAAAUGUCAGAAAAUAGUGAACCUUUACUAAAUAUAGGUAUUUCUCCUAUAGUUCCUCCUGUGACACAAGCUCCAAAAAGUAGCAACAGUCAUCCUUAUUCAGGGGAUAAUGUUCCCAAGAACAAUUCUCAGAAAAAAAAGUCUUCUCAGUCACAUCUAGAGAAACAGUGCAGUCAAACAAGUAAAGAUGGAGCUGAGCCACCUUUCCUCCCACCUGGCGCACAAGAGGAUUGCUGUGUACACUGUACCCUGGCUCUGCUGUUCUGUCAGUUUCUUUCCCUGUGUAAUAUUCUUAUGGAUCUUCUAACAUGUGGUUCAUGUUCGCCUGACUCUGCUGGCAUAUGCUGCUCAUGCUGUUCCAUUGGUGGAUGUCCUGAUUGUGCAGACUCAUGUAGCACUGACUGUGGCAUUGUAGAUGCCUGCUGUGAAUCAGCUGACUGCCUUGAAAUCUGCAUGGAAUGUUGUGGUCUAUGUUUCUCCUCCUAAUAGGGCACGAUAGAGCUGGUGCAAGACUGUAUACAAUGUGAAUAAUACGCUGCAGACCAUAGAGAGAUUAAAGGUAAAGAUGCAGAGAAAUUCUAAAAAUCUAUGUGCCAUGAAUGGAUUUGGUAAACACAGGACUUGAAUUUUUGGUGAAAUUGGGACUGGUCUGAGCCAUUUAAAGUAACCAUAUUCUGAACCAUUAUGCCUAACUCAAGAAGCUUGUGAAGAACUGGGAAAGUAUUCAGCUGCUGCAAAAUAAUUUAAAAUCUAUUAAAUUUAAAUAUAUACAGUAUUUGUAAAGCGUUUCAUUAAAUGCCAUUAAAAUACAUACAGUACAUACAUACAUACAUAUCACAAUUCUACAUGGGCAAAACUUGAAAUGCAAAGACUAACUUUGUCAAUUUAAAAAUUUGAACACUUAUUUGGCUUAAAAAUGUAUGACAGCUUGGGUUAACAUAUCAGUAUCUCUUGUCAAUCUCAGUGCUAACGUGUUUAAAACACAUUAUCUGGCUG